Penicillium waksmanii is the source of this 2379-nucleotide messenger RNA. RefSeq lists its product as uncharacterized. Gene Ontology annotation, biological process: transmembrane transport. The record is from RefSeq and is a predicted model, not a curated record. Bases 1 to 2379 code for a protein of 792 amino acids. The transcript is spliced from 4 exons. Lineage: Eukaryota; Fungi; Ascomycota; Eurotiomycetes; Eurotiales; Aspergillaceae. Gene Ontology annotation, molecular function: transmembrane transporter activity.
AUGCCGGAAGCGCUCGUCACACGAGCAGAGGUUGCUAUUGAAAACCGUGAAUAUUGGAUCAGUGUGAUACUCAUCAUUGGAGCAGUCACCUCCUUCAUUUGUGCACCCAUCUUUGGUCACUUGGUUAAUCAAACAGAAAAUAUCCAACGAUUUUAUCUACUUGGGUUAAUUUUGCUUCUCACUUCCACACUAUUGUUCACUUUUGCCGAUUCCCUGCACUUGUACAUCUUUGCCGUGGUUCCUCAAGGUGCUUCUAUGUCGAUGGUAUUUGUGACUGGGCUCUCUAUCAUGGUUGGUUCCACCCCGAAGGAGAGAAUGGGUUAUAUCUUUGGCUAUCUGCAUGUCUUUGUAGCGACCGGACUCAUCUUGGGACCUCUUUGUGGUGGAAUUGUCUACCAUUAUGCCGGGUACUAUGCUUCAUUCGGGGUGGUUCUUUUACUACUUGCCAUCAACCUUAUAUUAUGCUCGGCAAUAAUAGACAGACUCACUGAAGCAAAGUGGCCAAAUGAGCCAGAAAUCGGCCACGACUCUGAUGUUGAAGAUUCAGAUACCCUUGCAUAUGGCUCUGACGGAAAGACAGACGCCUCCGGUGAGGCUCUCAACAUGUGGCAUCUGUUCCGAGAACCACGGGUUAUGAUCUCAGCGACAUCCAUCCUUGCUUAUUUUCUUCUUAUCGCUGCCCUUCUCAAUUCACUCCCGAUCUUUGUGGCAGACCGCUUUCAAUGGGGCUCACUGGGAGCUGGCUGUACACUUUUACCAGUCACCACCACUGUCAUUCUCGGACCCCUGCUUGGGUCGUUUUCUGAUCGUUUCAGCAUAAGUGCACGUGCAGCUCUCGGCUUUGGGCUCGCUACGCCAUGUUUUAUCUGCUUGCGUUUUGUUCAGUGCAACACGAUAAAGCACCAGCUGGCUUUCUUCGUGCUUUUGUGUCUGAUAGGUGCUUUUCUCAAUGCUGUGAAUCCAGCUAUCACGGCUGAUAUGCAAAAUACUCUCUUUGAGCUCGAGGAAAGAAGCCCAGGGACUUGUGACACUAAUGAGGCUAUUGGAAGAAUACACAGUGUUCAUUAUAUGGCUCAAUGCGUUGGCUUAAUAUUGGGACCAGUACUCGGAGGCCUCAUUGACCACCGAUUUGGUUGGGGAGUCAUGACCAUAGUCCUUGGCGCCGUGACUGCAGCUACUGCCGUGGGAUUCUGGCUUUCAGGACAAAGAAUCAAACUAUUCUGCAAAAAUGAUAUCGCCAAAGAACGAGAGCCUCUGCUGAAAAGAUCCGCUAUGCAGAGCUCCUUUGCCACUUUUGACGAGGAAAGCCCAGGAAUCAUCCACUACGAGACAUUUCCUGAGACAAUUUCCUCCGGAAAAAACUCCCUCAAGGGAAAUUCAGCGUCGAUUCCAUUGGGACAUCGGCUCGUAACAGCAGCAGAACGCCCAGACCUCUGGCACCCGACACAUUCGGACCCAAGCCACGGUCUAUUUAGUUUUCCACAAUGGAGCCAGGGAGCUGUUUUCAAACGGUAUUAUCGACAGCUCGGAGAGAUCGAAGAAUUGGCCCGCUACCAAACAAUGAUUGUACGAAAUUCGGACGAGAGAGUGGUUGCUACCGGAGUAUGUACGCCUUUCUUCUGGCCAGAGCUGGCUAAGGCUCCAACUGCCUCGCUCUAUUCACAUGAUACUCCUGAAUGCGCCUCGACUCUCCCAGAUGGAGGCUGGGAGACAAUUUUGACCAGAGGAGUUCUCCAAGCACGAGCACGACAAGGGGAGCUCCCAUCCGACGAGACUUUGCCUCUCACCGGGGAUCAAAAAAAGGAUGAGGCGACGGCAUGGCUACCCAACCGACCAAAUGCUAUAUCAGGGCUGCUGGUUGUUGUGGCAGAUAACUACCGAGGCCAACGCCUGGCUGGAAUUCUCUAUCAAAAUUUCAAAUAUUUGGCUCGCCAAAACAAUCUAAAGGCGUUGGUCAUCCCGGUCCGACCGAUGCACAAGUCUCAAUAUCCGCACACUCCAUUCGAACAAUACUUUAGUUGGAUCCAAGAGGGCCCAUUUCGCCAUGGGUUUACGUGGCCAAGCUCGAAUAAAUCUGAUCAGCCACUUCCCUUUGACAGGGAGAUUCGAAAACAUAUACGAAUGGGAGCAAAGGCCGUGAAGCCAGCCAUCAGAAGUUUCACCGUGGUCGCCUCUGUCGCAGAAUGGCAGCAACGAUUCGGAGAUAAGGUGGCUUUGGAUGUGUUCACCGAUGAAGAUGGCAGCCGCUGGCUUCUAGGUGGAAAAUUGAAUGGGUUGUUGUUAAAGGGUGAGAAUCAGACUACUCCUUUGCGAUGGGAUGCGAAGCGUCAAGUUGGUAUUUACUCGGAGACGAAUAUGUGGAUGUGGCACCCGCUGUAA